This is a messenger RNA of Cottoperca gobio, 6216 nucleotides long. It is a transcript of the gene hcn2b, whose product is annotated as hyperpolarization activated cyclic nucleotide-gated potassium channel 2b. Gene Ontology annotation, biological process: potassium ion transmembrane transport; sodium ion transmembrane transport; regulation of membrane depolarization. The coding region runs from base 79 to 3105 and encodes 1008 amino acids. The record is from RefSeq and is a predicted model, not a curated record. Gene Ontology annotation, molecular function: voltage-gated potassium channel activity. Lineage: Eukaryota; Metazoa; Chordata; Actinopteri; Perciformes; Bovichtidae. Gene Ontology annotation, cellular component: dendrite; HCN channel complex; membrane. The transcript has 8 exons.
UUCCAGCAGCCUCCACCACCUCAAGUAUCCAGCAGCUUGGCCGGACGCGAGGAUCAUGGGAUCAGCGGAGGAACCAAGAUGAAGAAAUUUACGCCAGGAGGCGGAGCCGCGUCCAUUGCGCGCAAAAACUCCAACAACAAUGAGCAGUGGCUCUUGCAAGAGGACGAGGACUCCGGACCUGUCAGUGCCAGCACAGCCUCUGCCCUGUUGUGCCGGAGGGAUGCUGCUGGAGGGGACACGGUCCCACAGGCAGGCUUGAUAGGAGGGGGAGCCUUCGUUAUGAUAUGCAACAAAAACGGAGAUUGUAGAAGGGACCCGACCAGUUCAGGGAGCCUUUCCUCUCUCAUCUCAAGGCAGGAGAAGCAGACAGAUGGAAUAUUAGCAGCUGAAGACGGCAAGAGGCAGGCUGCAAGCAUGGACGGCUCCAUCACUUCAGCGGGGCCCCUGACACAGGGGCCGGGCGCCGAGGUCAAGACCGCAGCAGCGAUGGAGAAAAAGGACUCCAGAGUUUCCUUCUCCAACGCCCCAACUAGUAAAGGACAUACCCCGAGUCAGCAUUCGAGAAAUUCUGUCACAUUUUCCAAAGCUGAGGAUGGCUCUCAGAUAGUGCCUGAUGAUGGAGACCCCGGGGGGAAUCAGACAUACAUGCAGCGGCAGUUUAGUUCCAUGCUUCAGCCCGGAGUUAACAAAUUCUCCCUGCGCAUGUUUGGCAGCCAGAAGGCAGUGGAGAAAGAACAAGAUCGCGUAAAGUCAGCGGGAAAUUGGAUUAUCCACCCAUACAGCGACUUCAGGUUCUACUGGGACUUCACCAUGCUCAUGUUCAUGGUGGGCAACCUGAUCAUCAUCCCCGUGGGCAUCACCUUCUUCAAGGACGAGACCACCGCUCCCUGGAUCAUCUUCAACGUGGUUUCCGAUACCUUCUUCCUCAUGGACCUGGUGCUGAACUUCAGGACCGGCAUCGUGUUCGAGGACAACACGGAGAUCAUCCUCGAUCCCAAGAAGAUUAAGAAGAAGUACCUGAAGAGCUGGUUUGUGGUGGACUUCGUCUCCUCCAUACCUGUGGAUUAUAUCUUCCUCAUCGUGGAGAAAGGGAUGGACUCGGAGGUGUACAAGACGGCCCGGGCGCUCCGCAUUGUCCGCUUUACCAAGAUCCUCAGUCUGCUGCGGCUGCUGAGGCUGUCCAGACUCAUCCGGUACAUCCACCAAUGGGAGGAGAUCUUCCACAUGACCUAUGACCUGGCCAGUGCUGUGAUGCGAAUAUUCAACCUGAUUGGUAUGAUGCUGCUGCUGUGUCACUGGGAUGGCUGUCUCCAGUUCCUUGUUCCCAUGCUGCAGGACUUUCCUUCUGACUGCUGGGUCUCCCUCAACAAGAUGGUGAAUGACACAUGGACCGAGCUCUACUCCUUCGCCCUCUUUAAGGCCAUGAGCCACAUGCUGUGCAUUGGAUAUGGCAGACAAGCCCCAGAGAGCAUGUCGGACAUCUGGCUGACCAUGCUCAGUAUGAUCGUCGGAGCUACCUGCUACGCCAUGUUCAUCGGCCACGCAACCGCACUCAUCCAGUCUCUGGACUCAUCCAGACGACAAUACCAAGAAAAGUACAAACAAGUGGAGCAGUACAUGUCGUUCCACAAACUACCCGCCGACUUCCGACAGAAAAUCCACGACUACUACGAGCACAGAUACCAGGGCAAGAUGUUCGACGAAGAGAGCAUCCUGGAGGAGCUUAAUGAGCCUCUGCGCCAGGAAAUCGUCAACUUCAACUGCCGUAAGCUGGUGGCCUCCAUGCCUCUGUUUGCCAAUGCUGAUCCCAACUUUGUGACAGCCAUGCUGACCAAACUGAGAUUUGAAGUCUUCCAGCCUGUCGACUACAUCAUCAGAGAGGGCACCAUCGGCAAGAAGAUGUACUUCAUCCAGCACGGGGUGGUCAGCGUCCUGACCAAGGGAAGCAUCGGCAUGAAGCUGAUGGACGGCUCCUACUUUGGAGAGAUCUGUCUGCUGACCCGUGGCAGACGGACGGCCAGUGUGCGAGCGGACACCUACUGCCGCCUGUACUCUCUCUCUGUGGACAAUUUCAAUGAGGUGCUGGAGGAGUAUCCCAUGAUGAGGAGGGCCUUUGAGACGGUUGCCAUUGACAGGUUGGACAGGAUAGGCAAGAAAAACUCAAUCCUGAUGCACAAAGUUCAGCACGAUCUGAACUCAGGUGUUUUCAACAACCGCGAGAACGAGAUGAUCCAGGAGAUAGUUAAAUAUGAUCGGGAGAUGGUUCAACAGGUUGAUGUGCCACGUCCGCGGGCCAUGUCCAUGACACCUCCUCUACAAGGUGGAAUCUUUAAUUCUCCAGGUUCCUCCACCCAUCCUCAGAAUUCAGCAAUUGCCACUCUGCAGCAGGCCGUGGCCAUGAACUUUUGUGCCCCCAUGCAAGGUAACUCGAUGGGAGCGGGGAGCCUGCAGUCGCCCAGGAUGGUGAGACGAUUCCAGGUGUUGGAAAGUGUGUCCAGCCCUGUUUCAGCCUCUCCACUGCAGUCUCAGUUCAUUGCUUCUGGUGCCUUUGCUCCCGCCCUCACCAGCCCCUCUGUCCAGAGCCCGCUGGCACUUGGACGACGAUCAUUCCAGUUUGGAUCCAGCGCUCUGGCUGGUCCCACCUCAGGCUCCCAGCUUUCUCUAGCCCAGCAGCACUUAGCCAGCCCUGCACACCAGCCCAGCACACAUAAGAGUAAUCAUUCCUUGCAAAUGGGCAGUUUAAACCAAGACGCCAGGGCACUGUCAGCCUCUCAGCCCUCAUUGCCUCAUGAGGGGGCGCAACCAGUUGCCCCUAGUCCCCCCCAGUCUACACGAGUCUCCUCCUCUUCCAUUGGACCCCCUCAGAUCCCAUCAGGUCACACAGGUGCCCGGAGCGCUAUACCACAUAGGUUGGUACUGCCCCACCAGAUGUCUGUGGGGGCCUUCCCUGGGUCUUUGCAGAGUUUUGGGGCGGGUGUAGGGCUGGCUGUAGGGGGUGCGGGCACAGGUAUGGGGGACUCGGGACUACCCAAGAAGGACCCUAUAGUGAGCCUUCCUGAGACAGACCACAUCAAUGUCAGAUCCAGGCUAUCCUCAAACUUGUGAUCUUAAUUAAACUCUUCUGGGGGAGUGACUCUAAUGAGGGGCUUGACUGCAGGAACCCGGGGGGGUUCUGCUCUUUCUCCUACAGUUCCUCUUCUCUUUCCUCUCCAGUUUGACUAUCCGAAUGUAUGAAUGUUGAGCGAGUGGCAGCAGGGAGAAUCUGAAAGAAGACUGUUCAAACAUAAAGUCUGUAUCGUGACUUUUGAAUCUGCAACAUUGAGAUGUUUCUACUCACAGACUUAGUAGUUGCACAAUAGUGGUGAAGUAGCAUUUUCCCAUCUCCAACUCCUUUAUUUACUGUAUUUUACAACAUAGUCAACAACAUAUGGGUAUAUCGGCUUCACUAUCCUCUCAUUCACCUCAUUUAACUUUGACUUGUGGUCGGAUGGGACUAAAAGAAAAUCAGGGACCUGCUUCAGAUAUCAGAAGUUUGCAUUUUAAUGGGUUUGACUACUGUAUCUACCGUAUUUUGUCAGUAGGCUGCCAGUAAAAGAUGAUUUUCUCACAAAAGCAUAAUAAUUGUGUUUUUUGUAAAAAGUCCUACAAAGUUUGAACAUUAAAAUGAUGUUUUUCUUAUGUUUCUUAAGACUAUAGACUAAAUUUGUGAGCACAAAAUUGAUAACAUUCAAUAAUGACUUUUAUUACAAUAUUUUAAGCCAUAUUUUCCCCCAGACUAUUGAUAUGACUAUUGAGUAUAUUUAUAAAUCAAACUGUCUGAAUCUAUUGGCCUCUUGUGUAAGUCUCCAUGCCUCUGAUCGACCCACCAGGAUGUUCAGGUCACAGAAAAUGAAUAUCCUUCAUACUAAAAUUGCAGCUGUGGAACAAAUUGUCUAGUUCUAGCCAAGCCAUCGAUUUCUACCGGAAAUAUCUCCAUGUUUGUUUAAUUUAAAGCUGCAUCAGUCAAUAUUUUCUUGUAUUAGCAGUGAAUCAAAUAACUAAGGGUAAUGUGAAGGGAGUUGCUUAGUAGUGAUGAACCCACUCAGCUCUGCAUCUCUAUGGAGCUUUUUAACUUUAAGUCCCACAGAUCUUCUGUACAGUUCAGUCUUAUUCACUCAUCAACCUUGUUUCACAAGGCAGCAGAAACACCCCCUUAAACCCAUUAUGUGUGACCUGCAGGCUAAAGAGCCAGAUAUAUCUCGCAGGAGUCAGUCGACUAAACCAGAUCUAGAAGGUGAGUAAAUCUAUGGAAAUAGGUGACCAGAAAGACGAAUCCAGUGGUAUUAUAAUGUUGCUUGUGUCUUCUGGAACUACUUAAUAAAGUAAUAAUAUGUUAUGGCUGUCAGCUUUGCCGUUUAUGUUCCCCCAAGUGGCUAGAAAUUGAUUAAUGCAGCUUUAAGAUUCAUGAGUUAAGUUUCAAUAAAACAUACCUGACUAAAAGACACUUUCUUAACGGCAGAUUUGAUAUCUAAAGUAACGAGUUUAAAGACGGUAGUCAUGUGAGUAGUAACAUCCAACACUUUGUACACGUAUUCUACUGUAUUUUAGAAAUUAUAAUUCACUGCCAGUUAAUUAUUUAUUAUUUAUUACAAGAAUUUUAUACGACUCAAAAUGUAAAUUCAUUCAAACUCACAUAAUCAAAUCCAUUCUUUUAUAGCCCUGUAUCUCACAGUUCUUGCAGCACCAGUUUGGGCAACGUGUCACUAUGCCAAAGUCAAUUCAUACAGAUAAUGAAACUCCUGCAAAGCUCAACCUUACUGUAAACGCUACACUUCUGAUCAUCAGCCAAGGACAGCGCAGAUCAUUUGCAGGAUGUGUAUUGCAGUGUGCCUCUGUCAUUAAUGCCUCAAUAAGAGUUCUUCAGAUGCCGCUGAAUUGUGUCCUGAAGCAUUAAAAAAGGGAACAUUUUCUCCUGAACUCUAUUCACCACAUCUCAUUAAUGCCUGAACCAUUACUGGGUAAUGACACUGGAAAUUGGAAAUCCUCCAGUCUGUUUGGGACUGUUAUUAUUCUCCUUCCAUUGGAUUUAAUAUUUCAGUGCCAAUGAUAAGUUCCUCCUCUACGAUCGUUUUGCAUUUUCAUUUUGCUUAGUUUCAGUUCCUGCGUUGAUCCACCUUGAGAGUUCCAAGUGAGACAAAGUUGAAGGUUUGUAAGUAUUUUUAUACAUGAAGUCUGUUUUGUUUUUGUUUUAUGCUUAAAUUAUGCCCUUUGGAACCUAUUUGGAUGCCUUGAAAAAUGAUUAUUAUUUUCGAGGCUUGUUAUGAGAAUAGUGUUUUAAUGAAGUUCAUAUUGUGUCUGAGGACAGGAAAUGUUUUUAGUGACAAAACAAGUUUAUAGACAUGUUUUACCUCAUUAGAAAGGACACAGGAGAGGAAGACAGGUGAAAGGUAUAAGAUAUAAGUAACUCUAAUGAUCCCAAACUACCCACUACACUUUUAGAUAAAGCUGGAGAAUGAGUGAAACCAAAGUUUUGUUUUUUGUAUGCAAAUGUUUCUAAUUGUUGAGCGAUGAACGACGUGUCACAGACUGAAUCAUUCUCACUAACUAAACGUUCUAAUUAGAUAACUCUACACUAAACUCAUUCGUCAGAUCGACAGCAAUAACUGUUUGAAAAAGAGUAAGUGGUCAGAUAAGUUCUGUUGUGUCCUUUAGAUGUUGAUGCAAAUGCAAUAUUUCACCUUUUGGAUUAUUUCCAAUUAUUUCCAACUUUACUGAGAAUUCGUUUUUGGAGCAACUUGAACAGAUAUUCAGAUUUAAAUCUGCACUGUGACAAUAACAUGACAUGGUUGGUAUUUCUAUGUGUAAACAUCAUCAUGUAAACCAGACUAUUUAUUCCUUUAGCCUAGUUUACUGUAACUAGAAAUACUGAAAAAUGUUUGAAAAUUAAAUAUCUUUUUAGUCUUUGACACAAUGCGUAUUAUCAUCUGGUAUGGACCCAUAUUACUUGAAGAUAUAAUUAAAGAAUUAAAGAAACAUCACAGAAGAUGUAUGGCUUCUUUUACUACAGUCGAUCACUACCACCCACAGUUUGUAUGAUCCUGUGCCAGUUGCUGUGAGGUCCGCAUGGUUUCUUCUAUGGCGUAUGUUUUAUUUGUUUAUUUAUUUUUCUAAUCUCACUCCACAGUCCAUUUGCAAAUCCCCGUCCUUUAACCAAUGCUACUGUUUGAUUAUUUUUGC